AUGUCGUUUUUGGGCGACCUUUUCAGUUGUGGUCGGGCGAGACGGACGCGCGAGACGUCGACGGAGCCGCUUGAAACAGAUGACGCGACGCCCGAGCCCGUCAACGCGCAUGGAACUACUGCAACCACCACCCACCCCACGAUUGAGAAGCCGAACGGCAUCCCUGCGCCCCAGGAAGACCGCAUCGAACGCGUAGCGGAUCAAGUGCGAGUAGACCCGCAGCCAAAUGUCGAGAAACGUGGUAGCGGCCUAACCCAGGAUGAUAUCGAGCUGGCUGUCAUCCCAGAAAAGUCGAAGCCGAGUGCGGGAUGGAUAGUCGAACAGAGGGUUCUUGUCACAGCUACGCCCGCCACGAAGCAAGACACUUCUAUGCCCGAGCCCGAGCAAAAGCAUGAGCAAGAACACGAGAGUCGCGCACCUACCCCACCUGUUCGUUGUGCCACGCCUGAGCAAGAACCAUGGAACUCAACUCCGGUUGCCCAAGCAGCAACAGAGCCUGAAGCUUCCGGCAUGACCGUCAUUACUCCUGUUCAGUGUGCGACUUCCGAAUCCGACACUCGUGCGGCCACCCCGGAUGUCACGGAGGUACAUGAGCAACCUUCUGAGCAGACCAUCAUACUUGUAGAAGAUCAGACCUCAGAGCCCGCGCUCGUUGAGGCCGCCACGUCCAGCGCUGAACUCGAGGACGUUGUUGAGGAUGUUCCGACACCCAAGAAGUCUGCACCAGUCCAGCUGCUUGACUUGCCGCCGGAGAUAAGGAACCGCAUCUAUGAGCGCAUGACCGAGGAAGUGCCCAUCAGGAUGUGCCGACACGACGACCCGGCGCUGACUCAACGCGAAGCUGAAUCCGCGCGUACUACGCGAAGACAGUACUACAACCUUACGCAGGUAUGCCACCAGAUUCGCAAUGAGUUCUUGCCAGUAUACGCGAAGAAAGCGCACUACAUCAUCGAUCUUUGGACCCAAAAAUCGAACCUGACCAAGGUGGAUUCCCUCAAGGGCCAGGUCUCCUUGGAUAUUGAUGCAGCGUGCUUCGACAUGGAGCCUAUCGACCUGCUGCCGCUCAUUCGAUGCCUUGUCCGCACGCGUCGAACCGACUGUCGCUUUACUUCUACCGAGGGUGUCGUCUUCCGCAGUAUCUCCGAGAUCGUUGGGGAGCUCAACAAGCUUCUUCCAAACCCCGAGAACAGCAACCAAAGCUGGCUGACGGCAGUCAACGGACCAAUGAAGAGAAUCGACUUGCAUCUGUUUCCCCACGACGACAUCCGACAAUACUACCGAUUCCGAGGUGCUGAGCCACUGCUGCGUGUAGUCUACCCAUCGGCCGUGAGCGAGGAGUGGAUGAAGCGGGCCUCGAAGUCGGAGGGAUAUGAAGCGUACUUGCAGAAGACCGGAUUAGACAAGUUUGAGAUGCACGUUGUUAUCGGCCACGCCUCCCGGAGGACUACGAACGAAGGCCGCCUGCCGCUUGAUUGGCGGAUGAGCUACCAGCUAUCGAGGCACUCGAUCGACCGCGCCCCUCGCAUGUCCAUGGAUAUUGCAGCCGCUCGCAUGUCUAUUGACAGAGCGCCGCGAAUGUCAUGA
This is a messenger RNA of Alternaria atra, 1584 nucleotides long. RefSeq lists its product as uncharacterized. The record is from RefSeq and is a predicted model, not a curated record. The coding region runs from base 1 to 1584 and encodes 527 amino acids. Lineage: Eukaryota; Fungi; Ascomycota; Dothideomycetes; Pleosporales; Pleosporaceae. The transcript has 2 exons. Gene Ontology annotation, molecular function: protein binding.